CAUUUGUGGAUUUGUCAUGUUUUUCGUAAACUGUGCUAAACUCAUGCGAACUCUUCGUCGUUCUCCAAACUAUCUUAUAACCCAAUUGUCUGGGCGUACGGCGAGCAUCGAGCAUUUUACACUCAGUCCUCCUUUCACAUGUCGCUGUCUCUUCGCUUUUAUGUCUCAAGGCAUCAUAGAAUUAGUCAACAGCUGUUAAAAAGGACUUUUUGUGUAGAAAGUAGUUCAAGAAUUCCAAGAAGUGAAGAAAACGACACCUUUUCAACGCACAAUGUAGAGACAGAAGCGCCAACAACAAGCACACACAAGAAUAAUGUGGAGGAUUCUGUUCCUUUCUAUCGUAAUCGCCCUGGUAUUCAACCACUCGAAACACCAGUUGGUACUUUUAAUAAGCAACAAGUGAUUCCUAACGAGAUUCACGUAAGCCAUCUUCCUCAGGAUAUAUCACGUUCAGAACUUGCUCAGCAUUUUGGUCGCUUUGGAGAAAUCACUGCACUUACCUUGACCAGCACUGGUAUUCAGGAGAAGAAUAUAUAUGCUGUCAUUAGGUUCAAAGAUAUUCGUUCUUGUGAUGCAGCUUUAUCUCUAGAUGGCAAAUUGUUAGGUACGAAGACCUUAUCGGUAAGGAGAAAUAUGAAUGCGUUGUUUUUAGCACGCAUGCAUGAGAGACUCCGAACCAUUCGUAGACGAAGUAGAGAAUCAAAUGAGUAGUAAUGAUAUGAUUAUUAUAGUUGUUUUCUUUUGCAACUAUUCCGUCGAAUUUUCCUUUUUCAACCUAUAGUAGUUGGUGGUGGAAGGAGGGAAUAGUAAUAAGAAUAUAGGUAUCGGAAGUGAUCUGUUGAAGAGAUAAAGUAGUAUGUUCCUUUUGAAUGAAAUGUUUCUAUCUUUU
Molecule: messenger RNA, 889 nt
Organism: Galdieria sulphuraria
Lineage: Eukaryota; Rhodophyta; Bangiophyceae; Galdieriales; Galdieriaceae
Exons: 4
Coding region: 139-711 (190 amino acids)
Molecular function (GO): RNA binding
Source: RefSeq, a predicted model, not a curated record